This is a messenger RNA of Saitoella complicata NRRL Y-17804, 810 nucleotides long. Its product is annotated as Bax inhibitor family protein. Bases 1 to 810 code for a protein of 269 amino acids. The record is from RefSeq and is a predicted model, not a curated record. Gene Ontology annotation, cellular component: membrane. The transcript has a single exon. Lineage: Eukaryota; Fungi; Ascomycota; Saitoellomycetes; Saitoellales; Saitoellaceae.
AUGCCCUCAAACAAAUCUUAUCAAGCUGUUCCUCAGACGGAAGAUACCUUUUCGUCUCCUGCUGGUGCUCCUCCUCCGCCAGCCUACGGCGCUGCCCCACUCCACCCGCAACCUCGCUCCGAUGAUGUCGCCAGCAAUGACUUCAAGAUGGGUCUCGUUUCCCAAGUUGACAUUGUGAUUCGCAUGGCAUUCGUCCGCAAAGUCUACUCCAUUCUCUUUGCUCAACUCGCCUUGACUUCUGCCGUCGGUGCCUUCUUCAUGUUCUGCAAGCCUGUCCAGGCAUGGAUCCACCAGAACCAGUGGAUGAUGUUUUUGUCGUUAUUUGGUACGAUUGGGAUGAUGCUCGCGUUGUUUUGGAAGAGGCAUUCGUACCCGGCGAACUUUUAUUUGUUGGGCGGGUUUACGUUGUUGGAGGCGUAUGCGGUCGGUAAUAUCGUUACAUAUUACGAUACGAUUAUCGUGCUUGAGGCGACCAUCAUUACGGCUGGUUUAUUCCUUGGGUUGACGUUGUUUACAAUGCAGUCCAAAUGGGAUUUCAGUGGUAUGGGCCCAUACUUGUUCACUGGUUUGUGGAUGUUGAUUAUCUCGGGAUUCGUGGGGAUGUUCUUCCCUCACAACGGCGUUUUCGAGAUUGUAUACGCUGUCGUUGGAGCUUUGAUCUUCAGUGCUUACAUCAUCUACGACACCUACUUGAUCAUGAACAAGCUGUCCGUGGAGGAGUAUAUCGUUGCUGCGAUCUCUCUCUACCUCGACAUCAUUAACUUGUUCUUGAACAUCCUCCGUAUCUUGAACUCGCAGAAUGACAACUAA